AUUUCAGAUUUAUGAAUGAUUUCCUCCUCGAGUAGGGGUCUGAUGCAAAUGAGCAUAAAGGAAGUUGUCAGCUGCAUUCUGCUUCAGCCAAUAGCAGCAGAGCUCCAUUUUAGCUGUACCCGAGGCUGUAUUAAACAGCAGAUCAGCACUGUUCCAGCAUCCUUUCUAAAAAGAGAGCUGGUGCAGAGACGGAACUUGGAAGACUCUCUCAACAUGGCAACAUUCAACAAUAGCCGUUGGAAUGAAACUACAUCCCUCUACCAAUAUCUUGGUUUUCAAGUGCAGAAGAUUUAUCCUUUCCAUGACAAUUGGAACACUGCCUGCUUUGUCAUUUUGGUCAUAUUUAUAUUUACUGUAAUAUGUUUGGUGGUGCUAGCUUUCUUAUAUGAGCUGCUUGACUGCUGCUGCUGUGUGAAAAACAAAACUAUGAAAGACUUGGAGAAUGAACCAAACCCCGUUAGAUCUAUGAUGGACAGCUUCAGGAAACGUGAAACAGAAGUGGUGUAGCAAUGGACUAUUUUGCUAGCACCUGCAGCAAAACCUAUGUUCAAUAUUAUAAUAAAGCUGCUUGCAACUUUUGACCAAGCAAGUCAGAUUCUGCUUAGCCUUAAAUAUCAUUAGCACCAUUUUUUGUUCACUGGUGGAUAGAAACUUGAAGAGUUCACAAAAUGCUUAAUACUGGGAUGAUCAAUCACAGUGUUAUGUGAAAAUGGAUUUUAUGUAAAAAUGGUUUCUUUGUUGUUUUACAAUGAAAACCUGUUGACUAGAUUGGAGUAAAAUUUUGUUCAUCUGACCAA
This is a messenger RNA of Podarcis muralis (Common wall lizard), 797 nucleotides long. It is a transcript of the gene SMIM18, whose product is annotated as small integral membrane protein 18. Lineage: Eukaryota; Metazoa; Chordata; Lepidosauria; Squamata; Lacertidae. The record is from RefSeq and is a predicted model, not a curated record.